Molecule: messenger RNA, 256 nt
Organism: Staurois parvus
Lineage: Eukaryota; Metazoa; Chordata; Amphibia; Anura; Ranidae
Source: the annotation of a GenBank genome assembly
UAUCAUGGCAAUUAUUGACUACACUGGUGAUUCUUCCACUGCUCACACCUUGUCAAAAUUAUUAGGAUGCAGCCAGGGGCGGACUGACAACUCAUGGGGCCCCCCGGGCAAUAGGGGAUCAUGGGGCCCCUGUGUCCUUGCCCAAAUUCAAAAAACCUAUAAAAAAGGUACCAGGAGCAUCUCAUGGGGCCCCCUACUGAUCCCUGGGCCCUCGAGCAGUGCCCGAGUUUCCAAAUGGUCAGUCCGCCCCUGGAUG